GUGAAGAGCACACGACGGAUGUACGCAAACGUUGAACAACAACAAAAAGCAAAAAGUGGAUUUGUGAUCUCCGAAAAAUGGCUGCUGUUUGGCAGCAGGUUUUAGCAGUUGAUGCUAGAUAUAAUGCGUACAGAACUCCAAAUAAUCCUCAAUUCAGAACCCUGUACAUUCGUAGACGGAGUCAACUUUUAAGAGAACAUGCAAAAAAAGAGCAUGAUCCACAAGUCCGCAAGCAAUACCUCAAAAACAGGACACAACUAUUGGCAGACCGCUAUGGCGCUACCAUAUCCUUGUCUGACCACAGUGGCAGCUUGUGGAGUAGAAGUGCUAGUGUCCUCGGCAGUAGAGGGAGCUUAGAUGACCUAGGAGGGGAUGGGGUGUACCGCACCCACAAGCGACAGGCUAGUAGGGGCUCAUACAAAGCAGAAAACAUCAACCCAGGAGCUGUAGAGAGUGUUGGACUGAUCCCUACAAGGAAUGCAGAAGCAAGCAGAGCUAUGGCAGGGGACACAUCAACAGCUGAGAACUAUGCAUUUGCUGGCAUGCAUCACAUCUUUGAUCAACACAAAGGUGCAGUAACAUGUGUUAGAUUCGCAAAUGAUGACAAGUCUCGAAUCGCCUGCUGCUCAUUGGAUGGUAACAUUUCUGUUUGUCAAGUUCUUCCCGAACCCGCAACUGUUGUCUGUGUUUUUAAAGGUCAUACGCAAGGGGUGAAAGAUUUCCGUUGGUCGCUAUCCAAUGACAUGUUGCUCUCAGCGUCGUUGGACACGACUGCUAAGCUAUGGUCCGUUAGCUCAGGAGCCUGCAUACGUACUGUACAAGACCAGGCCAAAGGUCAACUUCUAGCUUGCACUUUUCAACCUGUUAACAACAACAUGAUCGUUACUGGCAGUAACAAGGGUCAUGUACAGGUCUUCAACAUCUCCACUGGAAAGCCAUUCAAAGGAGGCCUAGGCAAGACAAUAGGCAGAGUGCUUUCACUAGAAUUUGAUGAAGAAGGCCAGCGACUGUGGGCUGGAGACGACAAGGGUAUGAUCACGUCAUUUCUUUAUGAAACUGCUUCGGGGAAACUGACAAAAAGUAAACGUGUUAACAUAUGUGAAGGCAGCCCUGUGACUAGCAUCUCAUUCCGUUCAUGGGUUAGCCGAGAAGCAAGGGACCCAUCCCUAUUGGUCAACGUAGCAGUCAAUCAAGUCUGUCUGUACAAGGUCAUGGGUAAAGACGGUAACCUUCAACUGAAGAAGACAUUUGCCAUUAAGCACAAACGAGAAGCGGUUCGCAGCAGCUUCUGCCCCUUGAUGUCAUUCAGGGAAGGGGCAUGUGUAGUUACUGGUAGUGAAGAUAUGUGCGUGUAUUUCUUUGAUAUUGAGCGGUCAACCAAGCCGUGUGUUAAUAAGUUGCAGGGUCACUCAGGUCCUGUGCUUAGUGUCUCAUUUAACUACGACGAAAGUCUGCUAGCAUCUUCAGACUGCAAUGGGCUGGUGAUCAUUUGGAAAAGGGAGCAGAAAUCAAGCUAGCGUCAAAUAUUGAAAUGAAGACAUCACCAUCGUCGCCUCUAUCCUAAUCUAUAUACACAUGAACAUUCCUCCCAUAGAAAGAGGUGAUUCAAUGUGUAAUGUACCAUGGAGUCAACAAGUAUUUUUUGAAAAUAUUUGUUUACCUCUCAGUGCAUAGCAGUGCUAUAAAAUCGUAUAUAAU
Molecule: messenger RNA, 1698 nt
Organism: Anneissia japonica
Lineage: Eukaryota; Metazoa; Echinodermata; Crinoidea; Comatulida; Comatulidae
Product: WD repeat-containing protein 13-like
Exons: 14
Coding region: 78-1517 (479 amino acids)
Cellular component (GO): nucleus
Molecular function (GO): protein binding; promoter-specific chromatin binding
Source: RefSeq, a predicted model, not a curated record